This is a messenger RNA of Drosophila grimshawi, 2126 nucleotides long. It is a transcript of the gene pHCl-2, whose product is annotated as pH-sensitive chloride channel 2. The transcript is spliced from 2 exons. The record is from RefSeq and is a predicted model, not a curated record. Gene Ontology annotation, molecular function: chloride channel activity; transmembrane signaling receptor activity; neurotransmitter receptor activity. Bases 79 to 1671 code for a protein of 530 amino acids. Lineage: Eukaryota; Metazoa; Arthropoda; Insecta; Diptera; Drosophilidae. Gene Ontology annotation, biological process: chemical synaptic transmission; chloride transmembrane transport; signal transduction. Gene Ontology annotation, cellular component: membrane; neuron projection; synapse.
UCUGAGCGGAGGCCAAGUGGUUGGCCGUGAAAUCGCGUUGCUCGAGUGAAAAAUAUAUGGAAAAUCGCAGUUAGUAAAAUGAAUAUCCUUGCACACCUACUCGGAUUACUUUGCAUCGGAUUUGCGGCAUCUGCAAGUCUGAAUGCGGAUCUUGGCCAACAAGCAGUGGAAUUCGCGAACGAUGGCGCAUACACCACCAGUGACUCCACCGAUGUCAGUCCCAACUUUACAGACACACCCGAUCCAUCCCCAGAACCCUCGGACAAUUGUCCCUCACUGUCCAAUGCCUAUGCCUUAAGUCAAACACAAUUGAUUUCCCGAUUAACAGACCCCUGUCGCUAUGAUCGAAACGAGCCACCGAUAACAGUAAAUGAUAUCGGGGAGAUUGUACCCAUUGACGUCUAUACUCAAUUUUAUAUCUAUGCGCUGAAGGAUCUGGACUCGAAUGACUUGCAGUUUAUGCUGCAAGGCCUGCUCCAGUUCAGAUAUAACGACACCCGUUUGGCAUUUGCAGACUAUGCCCCAAAUCGACAGCAGCCGAUUGUGGGUGAUUCCGAUUUGAGGAAUUUACUUUGGGUGCCGCACAUCUUUCUGGCCAAUGAGCAGAGCUCGAAUGUCCUGGGCACCAACGAGAAGGAUAUGCUGACCACCAUUUAUCCAGAUGGCACUGUCUUGGUAUCGACUCGCAUACAGGCCACUCUAUAUUGUUGGAUGAACUUCGAGAAGUUUCCGUUCGACGACCAGAAAUGCACCACAGUCAUCGAGAGUUGGAUGUAUAAUACUUCAAUGCUGACGCUCCACUGGGAGCUGACGAAGCCAGUCAGUUUCCACACCCAACUCCAGCUAACGGAAUACGAUCUAUAUGGUUGGGUGUGCAAUGAGACCGUCAGCGUCUCAGAUACAUUUACCAUGUCACAUGGUGCUCUACAGGGCAACUACAGUGCGUUGAGUUUUAGUGUGAUGCUUAGUCGUGAGGUUGGAUAUUAUAUAAUCGACUACUUUGUGCCCUCGAUGAUGAUAGUGGCCAUAUCCUGGGUAUCCUUUUGGCUGCAGGCAGAUCAAACACCCGCACGCACCAUGAUGGGUUGCUCGACGCUGCUGUCCUUCAUAACCCUUUCACUGUCGCAGGAGAACAGCCUGUCGAAGGUCAGCUAUGUGACCAUGUCAGAGGUUUGGUUCUUAGUCUGCACCGCCUUCAUUUUUGGCAGCCUCAUGGAGUUCGCGUUCGUGAACACUAUUUGGCGUCGGAACAAUAAUCUGGAGCUGAAAAAACGCAGCACCAAAUAUAUUGUACGAUCCACAUUUGUGCCCAGACUGAAAAGGAAUCCGAGAAGCUUCAAUCGCAGUACGAGUUCACUAAGCAGCUGCAACAAGGUCUGUGGCAGCAAUCAAAAUAACACAGUCAUCACCAUUGAGACGCCCAUCAUCAUUGCCGAUGGCUUGAGCAGAGAGAAUUCCGCAAUAAGUCUGGAAGAAAAUGAUGUUAGCAUCAGUUCCGGUUCCACAGCUGAGUUGACGCAAUCGAAACCAGAGGAGAAGCCAGCACAAACAUUUGCCACAAUGACACCCAAGGAGGUAUCUCUUUGGAUCGAUCGCAAGAUGCGUUUCAUCUUUCCACUCGCAUUCCUCAUCUUCAAUGCCCUCUUCUGGACACUGGUCUACUGUCUGUAAGGCGGUUGGAUAUAGUAUUUAUGGUGAUAGUAUUUAUCAGUUAUCCAUAGUGAAUGCAAUGCUCAGCGGCAGACAAAACUGUGCCACACAAAGAACACCUUAAACUCUCUACUUUACUUUACUUAAUUAUGCUCUCAGAAAACCAGAAAUAAAUUUUAGAAUUUUGUAACUUAAAAAAAAGAAGUUUAAAACAACAAAUACAAUUUGUAAAGAAUAAAAAUCAACGUAUUUUAAAGUAUUUAGUUUUUAAUUGAUUAUGUUUUAAGAGAUUUCCGAAAACAAAUUUUGUACAAAAAGAAAAUAUUUAGUUAUUAUCUAAGCAAGUUUUUGUUAUUCACAUUUUCAGCAAAUUCGAACUUAAUCGAAAUUGUCUAAUAAUAUUAAGUAGUCUUACAUAGUCAUAUAGUAAACGUAUUUAUGCAUUUUACAUUAAACACAAUUUGUAUACACAAACU